Messenger RNA from Adineta ricciae, 1251 nucleotides. Lineage: Eukaryota; Metazoa; Rotifera; Eurotatoria; Adinetida; Adinetidae. The record is from the annotation of a GenBank genome assembly.
AUGGAAAAGUUGAAACAAUACAUCCUUAAUUUCAAUCUAUUUCCAUCGAUUCCUCCAUCAACUGAUCCAUAUCAACUGAAAAAUGAAACAAUUUCAACAAAAAUAUUCAUCAUAUUAUUCAUUCUCAUUAUGACAAUCUUGUUAUUAUAUACAUCAUUAGCAACAAUAACAAAAACAGUUAAUGUUCAAUCACCAACUAUCGAAAAGUAUUUCGAAUUAUAUUCAAAAUAUUCUCAAACAUUAUCAUGUCCAUGUACAAAAAUCUCGAUAGAUUAUGGAAAUAUUCUUGAUAUAGAAUAUUCACUUCAUCAAAUAUGUCAAAGUGAUUUUAUAUCUGGAGAAUGGAUAUAUUCUCUUGAUUAUGUUCAUUUUCAAGGCAAUAGUUUGAUCUGGUAUAGAGAUUUACUCUCAAUAUUCCCACUAUUCUUUCAAGGACUUCAACUGUUUUGUACAACAAUUGAAGUAAUAAUACAUGAUAGUUUGAAGAAAUUCAACUCCAAUCAGUAUGUAAGCACAUUUCUCACACCCUCUGAAUUCUUCGAAUCACAAAUAUUACUUUCAAUUAAUCAAUUUCAAACAUCACUUAUCAAUGAUUAUGCAUUAUCACUUUCAAUGGUACAAGAAAUGAUGGAAAGUAAUUCAUUAUAUGUUACGUCUGAAUUUAAUUACGAAUUAUAUAAAUCUAAUAAAACUUUUUAUGCUGUUACAUCGCUAUAUAAUAAUUGUACUUGUGAUUUAGUAUCAUCAUGCAUUUAUACACCUACAUAUAACAAUACCGAGUUUAAUAUUACUGAAGCUGAUAAACUACCUGGUUUUUAUAUUGGAUGCUAUUCGAGUAAAGGAUUGCUGUCAUCAAAUUUGCAGUUUUUAUAUUAUAAAUCGUAUAUUGAAAGAAUUCGAUCAAUUUAUAGAUGGGUAGAAGAAGUAGAAGUAAGUAGACUUGAGAAGUCAAUUUCAAAUAUUUAUUCGGAAAAUUCAUCAGUUCAAGAAUUAAUUAAUAAAAUAAUGAUUGACCAAUGGAAUUCCUUGAUAAUGUAUGAAAAAUAUUAUAAUGAAUGCUAUCCAAAACUAUGUACUUAUAGUUAUCAAACACGAAAUGAUUUUAUUUAUAUUAUUACAACAUUAGUUGGUUUGAUUGGUGGUGUAAUUACUACUCUUAAAUUUAUUGUACCAAGAAUCGUGAAAUUAUUUCGACGUUAUGUAUUAAAACAUACAAAAAUUCAUUCACAAACACCAACUAUUCAAAAUUAA